Molecule: messenger RNA, 722 nt
Organism: Athalia rosae (coleseed sawfly)
Lineage: Eukaryota; Metazoa; Arthropoda; Insecta; Hymenoptera; Athaliidae
Gene: Pfdn2
Product: prefoldin subunit 2
Exons: 3
Coding region: 84-533 (149 amino acids)
Biological process (GO): protein folding
Cellular component (GO): prefoldin complex; cytoplasm
Molecular function (GO): protein folding chaperone
Source: RefSeq, a predicted model, not a curated record
GUUAGGGCUCCGCAAUCAGUUUAGUUUCACGAUUGAGAAAGAAUUAAAAUCAAAUUCGUAAGAAAACGAAAUAAUCUCCUAAUAUGGCAAGUGACAAGAAGGCCGGAAAAUCUUCAACGAAGGGAGGAAAAUCUAACGAGGAGAUAUUCGCCGGUUUUCAAACACUCCGAAGUGAACAGAGAGUAAUGGCAAGUAAAUUGUCAGAAAUGGAACUGGAGCUGAACGAGCACAAGAUCGUUAUAGACACCCUGAAAAAUGUUGAUCCUGGAAGAAAAUGCUACAGAAUGAUCGGUGGAAUUUUGUGCGAACGUACUGUCCAGGAAAUAACUCCUACGUUGAUAUCGAACAAGGAACAGCUGACCAAAGUGAUCGAGACGCUAAACGAACAGCUAGCUAAAAAAGGAGCAGAAAUAAACGAUUACAAAGAAAAACAUAAUAUAAGAAUCCGUGGACAAGAUGAAUUGCAGCAGCCCGAGGAAGAAGACAAACAGGCCAAGAGAAAUGCAAUUGUUGUGAAUCCCAUUGAAGUCUGAUGCCGAUUAUUCAUCGUCUAUCAAAACCCGCCAUCCGUCAGCUCCUCUCCCAAUUCUCGAAUCGAUAUUUUUAUUUUCGUACAAGAUAAGUAUUCAUCAUAUUUAUCUGAUACUGAUUAUUGCCUGUCCGAAUGAGUGUUAGUCAGCGGAAGCUGAGACGUUCAUAAAAUAAAAGUUCAUUUUUUUAUA